Molecule: messenger RNA, 3281 nt
Organism: Epinephelus fuscoguttatus (brown-marbled grouper)
Lineage: Eukaryota; Metazoa; Chordata; Actinopteri; Perciformes; Serranidae
Gene: rad23aa
Product: RAD23 homolog A, nucleotide excision repair protein a
Exons: 9
Coding region: 212-1309 (365 amino acids)
Biological process (GO): nucleotide-excision repair; proteasome-mediated ubiquitin-dependent protein catabolic process
Cellular component (GO): nucleoplasm; cytosol
Molecular function (GO): damaged DNA binding; proteasome binding; polyubiquitin modification-dependent protein binding
Source: RefSeq, a predicted model, not a curated record
ACGAGAUCUCGUCCCUCUCGGCGGAGCUCUUCUCGCCGCACCACCAACUUGUCACCAAAGAUGGCGAUUUGCUGAGUGCUCAUGGAUACACACAUUUUUCGGCUUGCCGUUAUCUCACCAGAAACGCCAACUUUAGAAACACGUUAACUGCUCAGCGAGCGACUCUUUCUCCGUGUGAAGCACAUCUGACUCAGCGUCAGCCGCCGCCGCCAUGCAGAUCACUCUGAAAACACUGCAGCAGCAGACGAUUCAGAUUGAGAUAGACCCCGAACAAACGGUGAAGGCCUUGAAAGAGAAGAUAGAAGCAGAAAGAGGAAAAGACUACUUUCCUGUAUCUGGGCAGAAGCUGAUAUACGCCGGGAAAAUCCUGCAAGAUGACACACCGAUUAAAGAAUACAACAUCGAUGAGAAGAACUUUGUUGUAGUGAUGGUUUCCAAGGCUAAACCCGCAGCUGCCGCCUCGCCUCCGGCCUCAGAAGCACCCAAACCCCCCGUACAGGACUCUGGCUCCACGUCAACAGCUGUCCCCGCCACAGCCCCAGCUUCAGCCCCAGCCCCGACCCCCGCAGCUGUCCCCAUUCCCUCUGAGGAGGCCAAAGAGGAGCCAAGUGCCGCAGCCACAGAACCACAACAACCAGCCAGCUCCAGUGGCAGGGGUCAGGGUCUGGAUGCCUCCUCAGCGCUCGUGACUGGAGCCGAGUACGAGGCCAUGCUCACAGAGAUCAUGUCCAUGGGCUACGAAAGGGAGCGAGUGGUGGCGGCACUACGGGCCAGUUUCAACAACCCCCACAGAGCUGUGGAGUACCUCCUCACUGGUAUCCCCAGCAGCCCGGUGCAGGAGAGUAAUCCCCCGGCGCAGGCCCCCGCGUCCGGACCCACAGAAGCCCCGUCUCUAGCAGAGGGAGAGAACCCACUUGCAUUCCUGCGGACUCAGCCUCAGUUCCUGCACAUGAGACAGGCCAUCCAGCAGAACCCUGGUCUGCUACCAGCUCUGCUCCAACAACUAGGCAGGGAGAACCCUCAGCUUCUACAGCAAAUCAGUCAGCAUCAGGAGCUGUUCAUCCAGAUGUUGAACGAGCCGGUGGGAGAGGCAGGAGAUGCGCCAGAAGUCGGAGAGAUGGGAGCAGCCGGGGAGGAGGGCGCACCUGUCAACUAUAUCCAGGUUACACCUCAGGAGAAGGAAGCAAUCGAAAGGUUAAAAGCGUUGGGUUUCCCAGAGGCCCUGGUGAUCCAGGCCUACUUUGCCUGCGAGAAGAACGAGAACCUGGCGGCCAACUUUCUCCUCAACCAGGGACUGGAAGACGACUGAGCAGCGCUGCCUUCCUGCUCCUCCCUCCUACCCUCCCCCUCUUCAGCUCAGCAUAAAGACUGCACCCCCAACUUACUGUACAGCUACCAACCUCAGCUCAACCCGACAGGAGGGGAGGAGAGGGGAGAGCCAGCAGGGGGGCGCGGGGGGGUGCGGGUGGGGGUGGGAUGGGAAGGGUCGGGUCGACAGGGUGGGUGGUUAGGUUACAGCGGGGCGACACAUUUAAAGUACACAAAGUGGAGGUUGUGUGCAGGAAGGUCAGACUUGGAUCAUCGGAGGUCGAGGGCGGACGUAUGAUAAAAUCCACGUGAAUUCCAAUGGAAUGUGUGGGGUUUGUCUAGGGGAGAUCUAUAAUUUGAUUUUAGACGCGCUUUGUGACAUUAGGGAGGGGGAGGGCGGUGGGGCUGAAGGGGUCUGCGACGAGAGCGUGUGCGCUUGUGUCUGCGUGUGUGAGUACAUGUCCGUGUGCCUGUGCAGAUGGAUGCGAUAGAGUUAAGCUGAAAAAAACAAAACAGUAAUCAAUUUGCAUUCUCUAAGUUUGUUAAUGCUGUAGCUGGAUUGUAUGGAAGCACAUUCUCCUCACUGCACUUCAACAUUAUCAGUGUGUGUAACUGCUUGUAUGUACCUCUGUAAGCCUCAUGUACGUACGUCCAAGAAUGAAAUUUGGCAGAGAUAGACUGGAGCGUGCUGCCCUUUGUAUGUGUCUGACAUGAUGUUGCUGGGGUCUGUUUGGGGGGAACAAUGGGAACUAAACUGACAAAUAACAAUCUGGUUAUUCUGUUCACUUUGUACCGCCCUCGCCUGUCCUUCCAUGGCAGCGUCUGCCUGUUAGGUCGCUCAAAAGUGGAACUGUUUUUGGUGCUAAUUAACACUAAACAUGAAAAUCUCCUUCACAACUUUAACAUUAGAUUCUCCAACAUUCUGUGUUUUUUAAGAUCUUCCACUGUUUAAACACACAACAACAACAGAGGGAGAAACUGGAGCAGACACUAUGAUGGAGUACAGACUCACUCACUGAAAUUUGUCAGUUUUAAUUGACCCCUUGCUAAGCCCCGCCCCUUUGUGAUGAUCCAUCGCAGUAAACACGGAGCCCUCACUGUAACUAACUGCACUCCCUGAAGAAAUAUAAUCAUAUGUUUGGAGAAAUGAAAGAGUGAUGUCAGAGAGCAGCAGACAGAGGGGUCUACAGUCUGUGUUUGAAGGAUAUAUCCAGGAUGUCAAACUGACUCAGCAGCAACAACAGGUUAAAAAGACAAAGAUAGUUAGAAGCUAAAGCCGAACUAUAGGCUACAGAUCACAGUGUAAAAGUGAACCACCACAUCACUGCUGAUCGCCACACAAGACAAUGAAUAUAAAGGGAAACUGUGCUCAUAUUGAACCAGCUGUGUAUACAUUCAGUAGGCUAUAUCUUCAGUAGCUAGCUAGCUAACCCUACACUUUUCAGGGUCUGAUUUUGGUUUGCAACAGGGAAGAAACGUAUAUCUUUCUCCAACCUCUCCAGGUAACGAGUAUCAUUAAUACACGACGUGCCCCAGACACAACAUUUAGCUCCACAUCCACAACACCAGCCUGAAAAUGAAGGAAAUCUGAAAGGAUGGAGCACAGCACAGAUUGGCUAGGCUGUGUUUGGGGGCGGGGCUUAGCGAAGGGUCAAUUUACCCAAAGAGGGACCUUUCCUCCAGCUCACUAAAUGUUUGUCUUUAGUUCGCCAGGUUGACGACACAUUUUACAAGUUAACCCAAACAACAGCGCGCCCACACGCUUCAGUUCUAACGUGUUACAUGCAAAUGUGUGUGUGCAGAUAAAUGUGUGUACUGCUUGGUGAGGUGGAAACCAUCUGCAUGAGGUUUUAACAUGUGUGAGUGAGUCAUCAGGACCAUGCAAUGAUUUAUUCUCCUUUUCUUUACGUCAGUUCUUCAGAGGUGGUCACAGAGAAUAAACACCUUUAUACAGCGAUCAUACCAUGUACUAA